Aureococcus anophagefferens is the source of this 606-nucleotide messenger RNA. RefSeq lists its product as hypothetical. The transcript has a single exon. Lineage: Eukaryota; Pelagophyceae; Pelagomonadales; Pelagomonadaceae. The record is from RefSeq and is a predicted model, not a curated record. The coding region runs from base 1 to 606 and encodes 201 amino acids.
AUGGACGUCCAGUGCGUGCCCUGCGACUACGACCCGGUCUUCGAGGUGCAGGUGCGCAGCGAGCGCUUCAAGUUCAACGCGUCCCACUUCGUGGCGUUCCGCGGCUUCCGCGAGCGGCUCCACGGCCACAACUACACGGUGGGCGUGCGCGUCUUCGGCCCGCUGUCGCCCGACGACGGCUACGUGCUCGACUUCGGGGACGUGAAGAAGACGGUGCGCGGCGUCUGCGAGACGCUCAACGAGCGGUUCCUGUGCCCGUGCCGGUCGGACGUGCUGGACAUCCGCGACGCGGGGCCCAACGUCGAGCUCACGGCCGAGGACGGCGCCUUCUUCUCCAUCCCGCUCGGCGACUGCGCCAUGCUGCCCAUCGUCCACUCGACCGCGGAGGAGCUCGCGGCGAUGAUCUGGCACAAGACCAUCGAGGCGUUCGGCGUCGACAUCCUGAAAAAGCGGGGCAUCACGGCCAUCGAGAUCGCCGUCGCCGAGGCGCCCAUGCAGGAGGCGCGCUACCGGCGGAAGCUCGCGGGCUUCGCGCCCGGGGCCGCGCCGAUCCCCGCGCGCGCGCCAAACGCGGGCUGCGGCGCAAACAUCACGCCGGCGGGCUAA